Scheffersomyces coipomensis is the source of this 1935-nucleotide messenger RNA. Its product is annotated as POT family-domain-containing protein. Gene Ontology annotation, biological process: oligopeptide transport; transmembrane transport. Gene Ontology annotation, cellular component: plasma membrane; fungal-type vacuole. The record is from RefSeq and is a predicted model, not a curated record. Gene Ontology annotation, molecular function: tripeptide transmembrane transporter activity. NCBI's taxonomy places the organism in Eukaryota, Fungi, Ascomycota, Pichiomycetes, Serinales, Debaryomycetaceae. The transcript has 2 exons. The coding region runs from base 1 to 1704 and encodes 567 amino acids.
AUGUCAAACUCAAUCAAUGAUGAAAAGAUUCCAUUAGAAUCGUCUUUAGAAAAGCACCUUUCUGAACAAGAAACUGAAGAUGAAGGUAGAGAACCAACUGAGUUAGAAUUGAAAACUUUAAGACAUGUCUCAGAAACCAUUCCUUUAAGAUGUUGGUUAGUUGCCAUUGUUGAAUUAGCCGAAAGAUUUUCUUAUUACGGUUUAUCAGCUCCUUUCCAAAAUUAUAUGCAAAAUACUCCUCAAGAUUCUCCAAAGGGUGUUUUAGGUUUAAAUCAACAAGGUGCUACUGCCUUAUCAUACUUUUUCCAAUUUUGGUGUUAUGUUACUCCAAUUUUUGGUGGUUGGAUUGCUGAUACUUACUGGGGUAAAUAUAAAACUAUUUUUGUAUUUUGUAUUAUCUAUAUUGUUGGUAUUUUCAUUUUAUUCAUUACUUCUCUUCCAUCCAUUACCGAUAGAACUACUGCUUUAGGUGGUUAUGUUGCUGCCAUUAUUAUUAUUGGUUUAGCUACUGGAGGUGUUAAAUCAAAUGUUUCUCCUUUAAUUGCUGAUCAAAUUCCAAAAACCAGAGCUAUCAUUAAAGUCUUAAAAUCAGGUGAAAAAGUUGUUCAAGAUCCAAAUAUUACCAUUCAAAAUGUUUUCAUGUUCUUCUAUCUUAUGAUUAACAUUGGUUCUUUAUCUGUUAUUGCUACUACUCAAUUAGAAGCUCAUGUUGGUUUCUGGGCUGCCUACUUAUUACCAUUCUGUUUCUUCUUUAUUGCUGUCCUUGCCUUGAUCCUAGGUAGAAAUCAAUAUGUUAAAGUUCCAGUCGGUGAUAAAAUCAUUAACAAAACUUUCAAGUGUGCCAUUGUCGGUAUUAAAAAUGGUUUCAGCUUGGAUGCUGCUAAACCAUCAUUACAUCCAGAUAAGGAAUUCCCAUGGAAUGAUCAUUUCGUUGAAGAAGUCAAAAGAUCUGUUUACGCUUGUAAAGUUUUCGUCUUCUAUCCAUUCUAUUGGGUUGUUUACGGUCAAAUGUUAAACAAUUUCGUUUCUCAAGCUGGUGAUAUGGAAUUACAUGGUUUACCAAAUGAUAUUUUACAAGCCAUUGAUUCUAUUGCUAUUAUUAUUUUCAUUCCAAUCUGUGAAAGAUUAAUCUAUCCAUUCAUUAGAAGAUUCACUCCAUUCAGAGCUAUUACUAAAAUUUUCUGGGGUUUCAUGCUCGGUUCCAGUGCUAUGGUUUACGCUGCUGUCUUACAACAUUUUAUUUACAGUGCUGGUCCAUGUUAUGAUCAUCCAAAAGCUUGUGCUCCACAAUAUGCUAAUGUUCCAAACCAUGUUCACGUUGCCAUUCAAGCUCCUGCUUAUUUCUUAAUUGCCAUGUCAGAAAUUUUAGCUUCUAUUACUGGUUUAGAAUAUGCUUAUACUAAAGCUCCGGUUGCUAUGAAAUCAUUUAUUAUGUCUAUGUAUUUACUUACCACAGCUAUUGGUUCAGCUUUAGGUAUUGCUAUGUCAUCAACUUCCGAAGAUCCAAAAUUAGUCUGGACUUAUACUGGUUUAGCCGGUGCAUGUUUCAUUGCAGGUUGUCUUUUCUGGAUCUGUUUCCAUCAUUAUAAUGAUAAGGAAGAUGAAUUAAACAAAUUAGAAUUCAUUGAUGAAGAUGAAUUUGCUAAGGAAGCUGAUUUAGUUCCAGUUACAACCUUCCCUCAUUCUCUUAGAAGUCUUGCCUAGAGUUAACUAGAUUCCAGAAAAAGAUCUACUAACGAAAACUUAAAUUAAGUAAUCUUUUAAAUUAUUUGAUUUCUCAUAAUGUAUUAUUAUAGUUCCCAGCAUCAUUUUUUUUAUUAUCUACUAUUUGUUUAUUUAAAGUAUUCAUUUGCAUACCCUUUUUUUACGUAUAUACAACAAUUUAUAUAGUGGCAUUUAACGUUUUUAAUUUUAAUUUCAAUUUUUGUUCAAAAG